CCGACUCGCAAACUUUGCGCACUAAAUGCAAGGCAAAAACCGACCUUUCAACUAAAUCAAAACCUUGUCUCUAAAAUCUCUCAUGUAACGGUCCUCAGAAUUCUAAGGCUUAAGCAACCGAAGAUUAGCUCAAAAAACACCUUAGUAGCUGACAUGUUCCUUUCUUCCCUCCCCUUGUUACUAUUAUUUUUCAUUAAGUUAAACCUCACUUAAUUAGGUGAAAAGUCCAUUUUUGAAUCAAAACUUUCAAAGUUAAAAUCAGAGUUCCCAUGAACUUCUACCGCUCUGUUUCUUGCUCCGUUCUUUUUGCUUCAACUUGAAAAAAAGAGAUUGAUGGGUUAUAUUGAUGGGUACCCAGAAGAAGUUUUGAUCAAUACCCAUUUUUUUUGGAAUAAUAUGAGUUCGUUUAAGGUGCUUCUCUUUCAAAAAAUGCUUCCUUUUGGUGGGUUCUUGGUCUCCAUCUCUGCCCUGUUUUUCUCUCUGUUUGAUUUCUUCGGCAAACUUUUAUCCAGGAUUCAAAGAAAUAAGCUUUCUCAAUCAAACAAUCAGAUUCAUAUUGAGGCAGAGGAAGAAGCAGAGGAAACCAAAAAUGAUGCUUCUGAAUUGAAGGAGACAGAGAGUGACGUGGUUGAAGAAAAGGAGUCACCAAAGUUCUUUUUCAAGUUUCAGUUUCAAACUCAGACUUUUGAAGAAUUUAGCAGGAAGUUUAGAGGAGAUGAGAAUUAUAAUGUGGGCCUGGAAUCGAGUCCUUCUACAAGCACAAACAAGUAUGAGUUCAAGUCGGGGAAGGAUUUCAGCUGUAUUUUUGAGAAGCCAGAGGAUUUGACCUUUUGUGUUACAGAAUUUUAUGCUAAUUCAAAAAAUGGGUUCUUGUCAGAAAAGGAUUUCAUGGAACGAAAUUUGAAGGAUGAAGCAGUGCCUGAAGUAACAGAGAAGGAAGACAAAGUGCCAGAGAAGAGUCUGCUCGAAGCAGAACAAAGUGAAGAAACGGUUUGUGAAGAAGAUGCGGUUGGUGAGGAGAAUAAUUUGCCAAAUCAACAAGAAGUUUCAGGGAAUUUUCAGUUUUUUUCUGAGAAAGACUUCACUAUUUCGGAGGCUGAGACGGAUUCGAUCACUUCAAGUCCUGAGUAUAUGAGUCAAUUUAUUGGUUCAACUAGUGAUGGAUUUUUAUCAGAUAGAGAUUUUGAAGAAGAUUUUGAGGCUGAUUGUUUAAGGAACAUUGGUAAAGAUGUGGGAGACUUAACUAAGGAAGAUUUUGACAUGCAGGAAGCUGAUGAUUUUGAUACGGAAGAUAGAGAUAUAAUGGAAGAGCUAAGAAAAUUAGAAGAGUCUCAAAAAUGGAAUGAGGACUCCAAGCAAGAAGAAGUUAGUGCCAAUAACAAUGGAUCCGGAAAUACCUUGGAUAAUUCAAAAAAUUCCAAUUUAGAUAAUUCAUAUGCAUCGGAUUCUGAUGAUUCAAAUGGAUUGGAGACUUUGUGGGAGCAUCAGGAUCUGAUAGAACAGCUCAAGAUGGAGUUGAAAAAGGUUAGAGCCAUAGGCCUGCCUACUAUCUUAGAAGAAUCAGAGUCUCCAAAGAUAAUGGAUGACUUGAAGCCUUGGAAGAUUGAUGAGAAGUUCCAUCAUGUAGAUAGAAUGAGUGAGCUUCACAAAUUCUACAAAAGUUACAGAGAAAGAAUGCGAAAAUUCGAUAUCCUCAAUUACCAGAAGAUGUAUGCAAUAGGCUUUCUUCAGUCAAAGGAUCCACUUCAAUCAAUUUCAAACCACAAAUCAUCCUCACCUCCAGCAAUCACAUCUCUUCUCUCCCAGAACCUUAGGCUAGGAAGGCAGAAAAAGUCCAAGCUCGACCCCAUGAAAAAGUUCAUUAAGGAGCUGCAUAGUGAUUUGGAAAUCGUCUAUGUAGGCCAACUGUGUCUUUCUUGGGAAAUACUGCAUUGGCAAUAUGAGAAGGCAAUUGAAAUAUGGGAAUCAGAUCCUUAUGGCAUACGUCAAUACAAUGAAGUUGCCGGUGAGUUUCAACAGUUUCAAGUGCUGAUGCAAAGAUUUAUAGAGAAUGAGCCCUUUGAAGGGCCAAGGGUUCAGAACUAUGUUAAAAAUCGAUGUGUUCUACGUAAUCUCCUUCAAGUUCCAGUUAUCAGAGAGGAUAGCAUGAAGGAUAAAAGGAAGGCUAGAAGAAAGGGAAGAGAUGAUGAUGCAAUUUCAAGUGACAUGCUCGUAGAGAUCAUGGAAGAAUCAAUAAGAAUAUUUUGGCGAUUUGUUCGAGCUGAUAAAGACGCAAAUUUUGUGAUCCAGCAGACCAGGAAAGGAACUCAAGUAGAACCCUUAGAUCCAGCAGAUCUUGAACUUCUAGCUGAAGUUCAAACAAGUCUACAAAAGAAGGAUAGGAAGCUUAAAGAUAUACUAAGAAGUGGAAACUGCAUAUUAAGAAAAUUCAGAAAGAAUCAAGAAGAGAGUUCAGAUCAAGUCCUUUAUUUCUUCUCUCAAGUGGAUUUGAAAUUGGUGGCAAGAGUUUUGAACACGUCAAAAGUAACCAAGGAUCAGCUUUUAUGGUGCCACAGCAAAUUGAGCAAGAUUAGUUUUGUUAAUAGGAAGAUAAAUGUAGAACCAUCGUUUUCGCUUUUCCCAUGUUAAUAUCUAAAGAUAAUAUAGCCAUUUUUCUUGUUGCA
Molecule: messenger RNA, 2663 nt
Organism: Theobroma umbraticum
Lineage: Eukaryota; Viridiplantae; Streptophyta; Magnoliopsida; Malvales; Malvaceae
Source: RefSeq, a predicted model, not a curated record